Rhinocladiella mackenziei CBS 650.93 is the source of this 1638-nucleotide messenger RNA. RefSeq lists its product as uncharacterized. The transcript has a single exon. Gene Ontology annotation, cellular component: membrane. NCBI's taxonomy places the organism in Eukaryota, Fungi, Ascomycota, Eurotiomycetes, Chaetothyriales, Herpotrichiellaceae. The record is from RefSeq and is a predicted model, not a curated record. Bases 1 to 1638 code for a protein of 545 amino acids. Gene Ontology annotation, molecular function: acyltransferase activity, transferring groups other than amino-acyl groups. Gene Ontology annotation, biological process: polysaccharide biosynthetic process.
AUGAAUCCCGAAGAACCCCCAACUAGCAAAGAAUCUUUCAAAGAUGAAAGAGAUAUCUUUCUCGAGGUCGAGCAAGCCCGCGAUCAGCAAUCCCUUGAUCAGCGAUCCCUCCGCCAUGUGCCCAAACAGAUCCUCUCCAAAGCUCUUUCAGCCAUGCGACCAGCUCAUGCCUAUAAACUGGGCAAGCGAUUCGCCUACUGCUUCGUCCCUCAACUGUUCCGAUCUCGAGUUUGGAAUGAUGCUGACCCCAAACCGAAACAAUUCCCCACCAGUUACCUCAGCGGCCUUCGGGGCAUCACCUCAGUUAAGGUGUUUACAUUCCACUACACCUUCGCCUUCGGCGAUUUCGGUUUUCAGCCUUGGGGAACCGAUGAUCGCCAUCGCUAUGUGCUGGAGCUUCCAAUAAUCCGGUACUUCUAUUCCGGCUUCACCGCCCAUGUUUUCUUUGGAAUCGCGGGGUACCUCACGACUUUACGUCUCUUCCAAUUGAUGGACAAACACGAUCAAGCUUCGCAGUCAAAGGUAUUGCUCAACGUCUCCGGCGCUCUGUUUCGUCGAGCAUUUAGAUUAUACCUCCCCGUCUUGAUCGUCACUCUCAUCACCGCGCACUACAUCUACUUCGGCUUCUACGAAGAGAAUCGAUCUUACAUCUCCCAGAAUCCCAAAUACUUCCCCGGAACUUGGAAUGAACCCAAGCCGCCACAAUUCGCCGCGUAUCAUGAGCAAUUACGUUUUUGGGCGCGGGAAAUGUUCGACUUGACCAACAUUUUCAAACAUGGCGCGGUGUACCCCGACCAUGAUCAGCAUCUAUGGUCGAUCCUAGCCGAAUUCAAAGGAUCGUUAUUCUUAUACUUGAUUCUCAUUGCCACUAUGCAAUGUCGAAGAUAUGUCCGUUUGGCAACCAUGUGCAUCAUGACCUACAUGUUUUUUCUUUGGAAUCACUGGGAGAUUUGGGUCUACAUAUUGGGGGCCAUUGUGGCUCAAGUGGACCUCCUUCUCACGGAACAGGAACAAGAAAGAAAAAUCACCUUGGUCCCAGAACGACUGCCACCAUCGCCACCGCACUCCCCGGCUUCAGAACACAAACCACUGGAGACGUGGCAUCGCCAAAUCCCUCCGCGGAACAUGAAAUUCUAUCUUCGAUUCUUCGGCUUCCUAGUGGCCUUCUACUUCUUGUCCUAUCCGAUCGACGGCUACACAGAUUACGCACCGGGGUACAUUACUCUCAACCGCCUUAUUCCUGAGUGGAUGGAAAGAAAAGAUAAAUUCUACCCCAAUAUCGGCACGGCCAUCCUCCUCCUUCUCCUGGCCCGCGCCGAUCCUACUACUUCGAUCUGGCGACGAAUUCUGAAUAGUGACCUGGCACAAUACUUGGGCAAAAUUAGCUUCGGUCUUUACUUGGUUCAUGGCCCUAUCCUCCACGCCAUUGGAUACAUGAUUCCUCACAAAAUAUGGUGGUGGAUUGGAACCGAGGGCAUUGACACGAGCAAUAUUCCAUGGACGAUUGUCCUCUGUAUCGGUUGGUCAAUCAGCCUGGCGCUGUCUCUUUGGGUGGCCGACGUGUGGACCAGAGAAGUGGAAAGUCGAUGUGUCAAGGGGGUAAAGAAAUUAGAGGAGGUGUGUUUCGUCAAGAAGUAA